Molecule: messenger RNA, 2373 nt
Organism: Spinacia oleracea (spinach)
Lineage: Eukaryota; Viridiplantae; Streptophyta; Magnoliopsida; Caryophyllales; Amaranthaceae
Exons: 6
Coding region: 1-2373 (790 amino acids)
Molecular function (GO): catalytic activity
Source: RefSeq, a predicted model, not a curated record
AUGGGUGAUAUGUACCUCAAUGUUUUCCCUAGCUGGUGUUUUUCUACCAAUCUCAGCUGCCAUCAAAAUGGUAGAAUAGUUAUUGCAUGGGACCCUGAUGUAUUUGUGGUUGAUAUUGUGUUGAUGCAUGCUCAUUUCAUCCAUUGUUUUGUUACUCCUAGAGGCACUGGUACUGGUUUCCAUUGCACCUUCAUACAUGUUCUACAUGAUAGAACCACCAGAGAACCUCUAUGGGAUUCUCUUAAAGCCAUUGCUGAUAAGUGCAAAGAGGCUUGGAUUAUUAUGGGGGAUUUCAAUGCCCUCAUGGAUCUUGAGGAUAGACUUGGCUCCACUAUUAGAACAUCUGAAAUCCAGCCUAUGAGAAGCUGUAUGAACUACUGCCAGUUGACUGAAGUAAAAACAGUAGGGAGGUUCUAUACUUGGAACAAUAAGCAAGAUGGUGCAGAUAGAGUGUUUUCCAGAAUUGACAGAGUUCUGGCUAACACUAAGUGGGGAGAUAUGUUUGAUUCAGCUGAAGCAAACUACCUGACUGAAGGUGACUUUGACCAUUUCCCUAUGGUUCUCACUUGUUGCCAAAAGCCUCCACAGAAAAGGCCUUUUAGAUUCUUCAAUAUGUGGACCUCCUUUCCUAGGUUCAAUACCAUUGUGGAUAGAAAUUGGGGGAAGUAUGUCUAUGGAUGCCCUAUGUUUAGAGUGUUACAAAAGUUAAAAUGGAUUAAGGCUGAUCUUAAGGAUCUUAACAGGGAGGGUUACAGUGAUGUUGAAACUGAACACUACAGGUGCCAUAAGUUAUUGAUUGAUACUCAAAACCAACUCCAUGCUAACCCUGGGAACCAUGACCUUGCUGCAGAAGAGAAAACUGUUGCUUCUGAAUAUAGGAAAGCUAAGGAUAACUACUUGUCCUACUUGAAACAAACUGCUAAGGUUCACUGGCUUCAGAAUGGAUAUGAAAACACCAAAGCUUUUCACCAAAGCAUUACACAGAGGAGGAAACACAAUAGAAUCCACUCCAUUCAUGACAGGUCUGGUAAGUGGAUACAAACUGAUAGUGGAGUCCAAGAUGCUUUUGUUCAAUUCUACAUGUCUCUUUUUUGCUCCAACAUUGAGCAUAAGACCUCUAUUCUAAGUUCCAUCAUGGAUAGAGGGCCUAGAUUGCUUGAUGAUCACAGGAACAAAUUGGAAUGUUCCUUCACAGUAGAGGAUAUUAAGAGAGUUUUAGAUGAUAUUCCUAGCUCCAAAGCACCUGGGAUGGAUGGGUUUAACAGCCAUUUCUUCAAAGAAGCUUGGGGUACCAUAAAAGAUGAUGUUCACAAGGCCAUCACAGAUUUUUUUACUACUGGCAAAAUCCUAAGGGAAGUGAAUGUCACCUCCAUCACUCUUGUCCCUAAGGUCAAAGUUCCCUCUUCAGUGGAUAUCAUCUCCCAAAACCAGGGUGCUUUUGUGGCUGGUAGGUCUAUUCUGCAUAAUGUCCUAGUUUGUCAGGAUAUUGUGAAAAUGUACAGGAAAAAGCUGAUUCAACCAACUAGAGGUUUGAGACAGGGUGACCCUCUCUCCGCUCUUCUUUUCACUCUCUAUACGGAAGGUGAUCCAAAUGUUGUUUCUGUUAUGUUGGAGGGGUUUAAGUUGUUCUCUAGCACUACUGGCUUGCAAGAACAUAGAGAAACAAUCAGUCAGAUUUCUGGUUUUAAGUUUGGCACCCUCCCCUUCAAAUAUCUGGGGGUUCCUAUUAGCACUAGAAAGCUCAAAAGUUGUGACUGUGAAGCUCUUGUAGAGAAAAUGACUUUGAGAAUUAAAAUAUGGAGCUCUAGGCAUAUCUCUUUUGCAGGCAGAAUUGAGCUCAUUAAUUCAGUACCGAUGAGCAUCUGUGUUUAUUGGGCACAAAUGUUUAUUUUCCCUAAAGCUGUGCUGAAAAGGAUAAAUGCCAUUUGCAGAUCCUACCUUUGUCAUGGUUCUUAUGAUGAUGGUAGACCUGGUGCAGUGGCAUGGGAUAAGCUUUGCUGGCCUAAAUCUCAUGGUGGGCUAGGUUUCAAAAACCUUCUGUGGAAUCAAGCUGCAGUGGGCAAGCUGUACCAACUGCAAGGAAAUGAUCUCUUCCUGGUUGAGAAUUCAAGGCAGCUCUCUUCGUCUUAUUUCUUUCCUCAGGAAAGUCCAAAGAUGUCUAAGGGUGAUUUCAGAAGAAGAGUGGCAUAUACUAUGAUAGCUAGUCUAGUCUAUCACAUCUGGAAGGCAAGAAAUGCAAGUGUUUGGUUGCAGCAGGUUCCCACUGUUGCUCAGGUGGCUUUGAGGAUCCAAAUUGGUGUGAAAUACAUGAUCCAGAACAUCAUUAGUGCUAAAGUUAGUACCAGAGAUAGAGAUUGGUUUUUCUCUUUGUAA